CCGGCGCUUUCGUGGGUUAAACCGAAGACGGCGCUCUCGCUAAUUUUCCCAACGGAUCUGAGCGGGUCGGACACCGGCAGUCCCAGCGCGUCCAGUCCAUUGUUGUCUUCGCCUCGAGCUGCCGCUAGGGCCUGCUCCACCGCCAUCAUCGCCGGCUUCGCUUCCUUCUUCUCCGCACGAUUUACCGCCGCCUCCUCGCUGUCGGAGUCCGCGCAGACGCGCGAGGACAGGUCCGUUUCUACGGGCUGAAGCCCACAGUUGGUCACCGGGCCGAUUUUCGGUCUUUUCGCGACAGGCUCGUCCGGUUCUGACGCGCCUAAAAAGGCCGCUCCGCGACUAUUCUCUUCGUCCGCCAUCUUCCACCACAGAGCCGCCGCCGCUGCGCAGGUCCUUCCCCCCGGACAGCUGGCUCAUUUACAUAGGGCACGUGACCCGGUCUUCACCAGUAGACACGAGCUCURAAACCAUAACAAGUUAUCGCUGCGUUCAAAUGCAGUCGGAAAAAUGAUUUACACUCACAAAUACGAUACUUUCAGAAUAAAACAAACCACAAAUUAGUGUUCUUUUUAUUUAUUUUACUUCAACAACAUUGUGUUUAUCCUUUUACGUGACGAAAUAAUUUAGUCAAGCUAACUUUUCUUUAAAUGUCAUGGCUUUAUGAAUUAAUACAUUUUGAGUCUGAGCAAACUUUUACGUAAAACACUCGAACGCGGCUGCGUCACACUCAAACAACAGCUUCGUUUYUCUCAACUCUCAAACCCUCAUUGAUAAAUUUUGACCGUUUCUUCGGGUUUUAUGUUCARUUUUGAGGAAUAAGGACGUUAAAGGGGCUGUCCGGACAACCCUGAGCUAACAGCUGAUCUGCGGUAUCUGCCCGUAAAAUAUCAAAAACASUGAUUUACAGAUUAGAUGGAGGCAGUUUUGAGCUGCAAACCGGAGGAUUUGGAGGAUUUUUACGGAUUAUUAGGAUGUGACGAACUGUCGUCGACUGAGCAGAUUCUCAGCGAGUACAAGAUCCGAGCRUUAGCGUGUCAUCCAGACAAACAUCUGGACAACCCCAGAGCUGUGGCAGAUUUCCAGAAGCUGCAGGAAGCCAAAGAUGUUUUAUGUGACGAGGAAAAGAGAAAAAACUACGACCUCUGGAAGAGAAGCGGCGUCGCUGUUCCGUUUCACGACUGGCAGGCCCUGAAGGAUUGUGUGAAAACCUCCGUGCACUGGGCCGUCAGGACAAAGAAGGAACCCAUGCUGGAGAACUGCAAACCAGACGCUCCGGAGGCUCCGCAGGCAGAGGAGCGCCGCUGCCAGAAGGAGGCGUCGCAGACCUCUGCGUACGAAGACGAGCCUUCUUCAAGUGAUUACGUCCAUCAACGUUUCCGCUGGGCCUCGGACUCUCCGUCUGAUCUGCUGCAGAAGUUCAGGAAUUAUCAAAUAUAAAUUUAGGAUUAUUGACAUUUUUUUUUCCCCGUGGGUUUUUCUGAACGUAACUGGUUCCGUGAGUUUUUAUACAAUUAUUAUGACAAAACGUUCAACUCUUUCAGGACAGGCCAGCUACGAAUUUUGGUAUUUCAGCAUUUU
This is a messenger RNA of Austrofundulus limnaeus, 1575 nucleotides long. It is a transcript of the gene dnajc12, whose product is annotated as DnaJ (Hsp40) homolog, subfamily C, member 12. Bases 910 to 1434 code for a protein of 174 amino acids. The record is from RefSeq and is a predicted model, not a curated record. The transcript has 5 exons. Gene Ontology annotation, cellular component: cytoplasm. Lineage: Eukaryota; Metazoa; Chordata; Actinopteri; Cyprinodontiformes; Rivulidae.